Molecule: messenger RNA, 578 nt
Organism: Paramecium tetraurelia
Lineage: Eukaryota; Ciliophora; Oligohymenophorea; Peniculida; Parameciidae
Exons: 2
Source: RefSeq, a predicted model, not a curated record
AUCUAUGAAAACACAAGGUUAUAGGAAUGGUUGAAAUUUGUAUGGUGGACUGGAACAUUCAGUUUUGCUUGGAUUUGUUGGGUAUUACCAUAUAACAUUGUAUAUAAAACCAAUCUCAUGUUUGAUCAUUAUAUUGAUACCUCCUUUUAUCCUUAACAUUUAUAUUCUAUCUAUAAUAUGGAUUAAUGAGAAUCAAUGUAUUAGCCGCAACUGCUGCUUCUGCUUAUCUAUGGUAUUUCCAUCAUAUGUCUAUGAAUGAUAUUGGAAGGAACUACUUUACAAAAUUACAAUAAAAUAAAGAUAAAGAAAUGAUAUUUGUCACUAGGAUGGGUUCAUUCGGUGUUAUUAGAGAAGAUGUAUUUGAAACAUAUCAUCAUGAAGUAUUGCCAUACUACACCAAAUUUGGUGUGUAGAAUAUGAGACAAAAUGAUUUAGGAAUGUAUGAGAUGUCUUGCUUAAAUAAGUAGGAGUUGAUGUAUUUAAAAACACAAUUUCUGACUAAUCAUACUUAAUUGAUAUCCAAAUAAUACUUUGGAUUAAAGAGGUAAUUGUCAAAUCAAACUUUAAAAUUGGAAUGA